AUGUCGGUUCUGAAUGAUCCAGAGUAUGUAAACAAAAAGGCCUCAUAUUUCCACGGUUAUCUUCGUCGUGUAGGAGACCGAAUCGGAGAGCGAGUUAUUAGUUUCAAUCCAAGUGUUCUUACAAAUGACUACAUUAAAACUGCUGCAUCUUCGUAUCCGGAGAUGAUAACUUGUCAUUCACCGAACAUUUGCAUGCCAGGAAACGACUAUUUUAGCAUUAAAAGCGUAAUAAGUAGUGCAGCUUGUUCGCCCUCAUCAGGUAAUGGGAGACUAAAAACUAUCACUUCUUCAAAUGGAAGUAGAGAUGCAAUAUCAACACAUGGUGGUAGAGAAAAGUCAAGUAUAAAUAAUGCAGACAAUGGUGACAGUGACUAUGAUAUCGAACUUGAUGGUGAUGCAAAUGCAAAACAGCCUUCAUUUGCCAAGCUUCAUUUACCAAAGCAAACUGUGCCUCCCCCACCUGUAUUUGUGACAUCCCCUUCGAAACCACCUACUCGCCGGAAUCUGGUUCAUUCCUAUUCACCGGAAGAUGCACUGAAAACAUCACCAGAUAUUAUACUUGAAAUGUCAUCAACCGAACAGACACCACAACUAUCGCCAACUACUUCAGCAGAAAGUUAUAGAGUAUUGAAUGAGAGAAGAGAUUCAGAGACAUCUCUACUAACAGCAGAUUUGACAGAAAUACCGCCGAGUCCACCAUCAAGGCCAGCAUUAACAGAACUUGAAGAGAAGGAUCUUUUUCCUGAUCCGCCAAAGACAGGUCCAAAACCUAAGCCCUUUUCAGCGUUGACAGCUUUGAUUGCAGAGAAAAAAAACAAAUUGGACAAUCCAUUUGCUGAAUACUACAGCUCUUUUGCUGGAAAAGGGGAUCUUAACCCGAUAACACUGAGAAUUUACCUUCCGUUUAGUAAAGAACCUUCACGGCCAUUAACUAUAAUUGUAAAAAGAGAUGCCAAUGUUGAGGAAGUUAUAGGAUAUAUAUUAUAUCAAUACUGGGAUGAAAAGAGGGAACCUUUAUUAGAGAAAAGACUAUGUAAUGUUUAUCAUUGGAAUAUAAGAAUGGUAGAAGAUGAUGGUGAAAUUGAUGAAGAUUUUCCUGCUCUCGAAAGAACGCAGAAAAUAGUAAAAUUCUCAUUUGAACAAUUUGCAUUAUGCGAGGCGACUUCAGCUCAAGUCAAACAAAAUGAGGCGGCUUCGAACAAAUUGAGGGCAUCCACCUAUAAAGAAACUACAGCUACACCUAUCAAGGAAAAUGGGACCACUGAAACAACACUUGAAAAUGGCGGCAUUAUGAAUACUACCACACCAAAAGGGGGUACGGUUGAUCUCACCAACCAGAUAUUUUUGCGUGUUCGAGUCACUCUUAAUCCAAGUGAAGAAGUUGCACACACAACCACAGUGACUGCUCAGGCUAACGCACCCUUUCAGAACGUUUUGGAAUCUGUUUGUCGUAAAUGCAAAUUGGACAGCAAUAAGUACACAUUAAAAAUUGCAGAUACAGAAAAAUACAUAAAUAUGGAAAAGUCAGUUGAAAGCAUUGGAAAUUCCAAGGAGCUUGCACUUGUAGAGAAACCCACUAAUGGAACGUCAACUUCUUCUGAAGUACCGCCACCAAGUCCAACAGCGAUUAAGGAUCGAAAUCUUGUUAGAAGAAGAACACUUAACGAUCCGCCUCAGCCUCUAUAUUUUUCUUCAAAUGAAUUCAUGUCAGUGUACAAGAAAUACACAGUCAAUCGUAAGAUACCAAUGUUCGUUGGACGCCACGAGCGUGUAUUAGCAAUUGAUGGUGAUUAUAUUCAUAUAAUGCCAUCGGAAACAAGAACAAUGUUUGAAUCAGUGAAAACGUCAUCAUAUCAUAUCACGUCAGUGAUGUCCUGUAAAGUAAAUAAAAAAGCCCCUGCCAAUUUCAAACUGGUGAUAUAUCGGGAUUCUGGAACAAAAACAUAUGACUUUGAAGCAGAGUCGACGAAGUUGGCUAUCUUUGUCUCAUCUGGGUGGAAAAUGAUUUUAUUGCUACACCGUCUAAAUUGA
Messenger RNA from Cetraspora pellucida, 2031 nucleotides. Lineage: Eukaryota; Fungi; Glomeromycota; Glomeromycetes; Diversisporales; Gigasporaceae. The record is from the annotation of a GenBank genome assembly.